AUGGAAAAAGGCGCAAACAGAGCACCCGUUCAAUCUACCAGCAACAACGCGGGUGAGAUUCGAGACGUAUCAGCAACGGAGAAUGUCUUCACCCAAGAAGAAAUCGUCAAGAAGCCCCUCGCGAUCUCCAGUGGCCAGGCGGAUGCUUUUGUCGACACCCUGAACCUUCCUCUUGACCCGAUUGUCGAGCGCUCGUUUAGGAGGAAAUGUGAUCUCUAUAUCGUGCCUCUGUUGACGCUGAGUUUCAUAUUUGCUUUUAUCGACAGGGCCAAUCUGGGGAAUGCCAAAGUGGUCGGCUUAGAAAAGGACCUCAACAUGAAGGGAUUGGACUUCAAUUGGGCUUCUACAGCUUUUUACUUCACCUACAUUGUGGUCGAAGUGCCGUCCAACAUAAUCCUGAAGAAAGUGGGGGCUCGGAUAUGGCUGUCGUGCCUCUGCUUUAUCUUUGGACUCAUCACCCUGUGUACGACAUUCAUCCACAGCUACGGGAGCUUAAUCACCAUGCGUCUGCUCCUAGGUCUCGCCGAAGGGGGUCUUUUCCCUGGAUACGCCUUCUACUUGUCGUCCUUCUAUCCACGUUACGAGGUCGUCACCCGUAUCAGUAUUGUGGGGUCAUCCGCCUACACAUCUGGGUUUAUCGGUCCAUUUCUGGCGCUGGGUUUCGAGCACUUGCCCGACUUUGGGCCAAUUCACACAUGGCGACACAUCUACCUCUUUGAAGGCAUCAUCUCCAUGGUUCUCGGCACGGUGUCAUUUAUAAUCUUGCCCACCGACAUUGAAACUGCAUGGUUUCUCAAGCCAGCCGAAAAGCAGGUCGGUCUCGAACGCCUUCGUCGCCAGAUGUUAGAAGAGACUGUGCCCGGGGUCCGGAUGAAGGACAUCAAAGCCGCCACGAUGAACAUUGGGAACUGGAUCGCAUCGAUAUUGUACAUGGCCAUCAACGUCCCUACGCAAGCAUGUAUUAUCUUCCUUCCAUCGAUAAUCAAAGCUAUGGGGUACCGUGCGGGUGCCGCGCAGAUUAUGAGUGGCGCUCCGUUCCUCCUGGCCGCCAUCGUGGUCAUCUUUCAGGGGUGGCUAUCCGACAGGAUCAAGCGCCGUGGACUCGUCAUGCUGUGCUUUGUACCUUUCAUGGUGCUCUGCUUCAUGCUCCUCCUGAUCUUUACCCUCUCAGGUCCGGCUCUCCUCAAGAUAUCUGGUUUGCGAUACAUGGCCUUGUUUCUCGGCGUAGGUUUCGGCUCCACGGGGGUUCCUCUAACUCUAGCGUGGGCGGGCAACAAUUCGCCUGUCCCGGCCGUGCGAGCAGUUUCGACGGCUAUGGUUGUCGGCGUGGGAGGUCUGGGCAGUUUUAUCUCGUCGUGGACAUACACCAACGCGCAGGCUCCACUCUUCAUUGUCGGUCACUCGAUAAAUUUGGCCUUCAGUAUUGUUGCGGUCUCCGCCACCGCUUCCUAUUAUCUCUACGCAACUUGGGAAAACAAGCAACGUAACCUGGGACGUCGCGAUGAUCGCCUGGUCGGCCUCAGCGAGGACGAAGCGAAUCAGUUGGGCCAUCGUCACCCGCAUUUCCGUUACGCUUCGUAA
Molecule: messenger RNA, 1581 nt
Organism: Exophiala oligosperma
Lineage: Eukaryota; Fungi; Ascomycota; Eurotiomycetes; Chaetothyriales; Herpotrichiellaceae
Exons: 5
Coding region: 1-1581 (526 amino acids)
Biological process (GO): transmembrane transport
Cellular component (GO): membrane
Molecular function (GO): transmembrane transporter activity
Source: RefSeq, a predicted model, not a curated record